AUGGCUAGUGUCGUCAAUCAACGAAAGUUCAAGUCUAAGCAAGAUCGACCUUGCGAUAAUUGCAGGAGACUCAAACAACAAUGUGUGGUGAUUCAAAGGGGAUCACCAUGUCGUCUUUGUCAACAACGAAAUCGAAUUUGUACAUUUGAUCAACCAGUUCCAAAACGUAGAAAUCAGAGAUCUACUUUGCACCCUACAAUCAGUAUCUCGCAAUCCAAUAAUACAGGAAUUGAGGGAUGGGAUACCUUAAAAGCUACUCCUUCCAUCCUUGCUCACGACGCAGCGAUAGGGGAAGCAAGUGUAUUUGACGUGUUACGCGAGGACAGAUCAGCCCACGUUGAAGUAGUACAAGAUCUAUCCGUCGAAGAUUUAGAUGAUGACGAAUUCGAUGCGCUGGAUGCUGCAGAUUGGGAGGAAUCACAUUUUCUUGGUUUAGGAGCUCUAUCAGAUUUUGGUUUAGGUGAUUUUAAAGCAGGUGUCGAUAUGGUGAAAAUUAAACAUAUGGUAUUUCGUCAAGUCUCACAAGAUCCAAAUCAUCCAGUAGUAUUUUCACGAAAUCCGUCACGUAUAUUUGGGAAUACUGGAGAUGGUAGAGAAUUAUUCGAUAGAAUGAAAUCAUUAUUAGGAGAAUGGAAUUAUACCCAAUUACUUGAAAUCUUCAUCGAAAGAUCACUUCCCGCUAUGCCUUUUAUGAACGCCGUUCGUCUGAGAGGAGCAUGCGAAAAUUGGCGAGGAGCAGGUUCAUUCCCUUAUGCUUUGCUUGCUGGGAUCAUUGCGGCGACUGUGGUUUAUGUUCCCCAGCUAUGGGAUAAGGGAACGGAACUAUGGAAAAUAGCGGUACAAGCUCUUGAUGAUGAGUAUAGAAGGCCAAUCAAUCUCAGAACAGUCCAACUGUCUUUAGUGCACCUGUCAAUGCGACCGAACUGGAACCAAAGCGCUUCGGCUAUUGAGCUGGCACGAGCCAUAGGUGCGGCCAAAUUACUGGGCUUACACCUUGAUAGCUCUAAGUGGCGUCUACCAAGAUGGGAAAGGACAGUAAGAAAGAGGGUUUGGUGGUCACUCAUUCUACAGGAUAAAUGGAGGGCUGCGUUAUUUGACCGACCAAGCAACCUUGCAGGAUUUCUACAUCAAGUACCGCCUCCUUCAUUACUGGAUGACGAUUGGGGCGGUUCAGAUCCAUCUAGUGGACCAUCGAUGUUAGCAUUUAUUCUCAUGUGCAAAUCGACUUCCAUCCUUGAUGAUCUACAAGAUUCUGGCUCGAACAAUGUAGUCUUCCUAGAAGCAUUGAGUCGUAGAACUGCAUCUUUACGGGACGAGCUUAAGACAGCGUUGAUAGAACCUGCACCAGGUGAAGGCUUAUCUCCAGGAGCACAAUCAACGCAUCUCUCUUUACUCGGUCUCGAUGUCAUGAUCAUGAAGAAGCUGUUCGACAAGCUUAAAAAUCUGUCGAUAACGAUAAGUCCCAGAGUGUAUAUCUCACUCUUAGCUGUGUGCGAAAGAUUGGUGAAGAUGUUGGAAGGAUUGACAGACUACGAUUUUGAUGAAUUCUGGCAACCGUUCUGUUACAUACAUAUAACGAACACGAAUGCUCUGCUUCUACAAAUUGCCGAAUUGCAUCGACAUCAACGACGCUCUCACGACAGUCCAUUCGACCGUUCCAUUGACCUAAUUCGACGAGCACUGAAAGCCGUAGUACGCGAUACCGAUACUUAUGGCUGGGACGAAUCAAGAGCAGUCCGUUGUAGAACGACUACUAUGAUCACAUCGAAAACGGAUCCCAUCUAUCUUGACCUCCUCUCUUCAUCAUUAUUACCACCUAAACCGGUAACGCAACCAGAAUUGGACUUGUCUCAAAUCUGGGAUCUCGAUUCUCUCAAAGACUUGGAAGGAACAGUCUUCGAAAGCUUUUUAGGCUGGCAAUAA
Molecule: messenger RNA, 1923 nt
Organism: Kwoniella shivajii
Lineage: Eukaryota; Fungi; Basidiomycota; Tremellomycetes; Tremellales; Cryptococcaceae
Exons: 10
Coding region: 1-1923 (640 amino acids)
Biological process (GO): DNA-templated transcription
Cellular component (GO): nucleus
Molecular function (GO): DNA binding; zinc ion binding; DNA-binding transcription factor activity, RNA polymerase II-specific
Source: RefSeq, a predicted model, not a curated record